Rosa chinensis is the source of this 1263-nucleotide messenger RNA. RefSeq lists its product as uncharacterized. The record is from RefSeq and is a predicted model, not a curated record. NCBI's taxonomy places the organism in Eukaryota, Viridiplantae, Streptophyta, Magnoliopsida, Rosales, Rosaceae. The transcript has 2 exons. The coding region runs from base 340 to 939 and encodes 199 amino acids.
GUUUACUUUUUUCUAGGUUAUGUUUUUAAUGAUAGAUCAACCUCAAAAUCCUAAGCCACAAAAAGUUUAGAAGAAAGUAAAUUCAUAUUUUUUGAAUCAUGAUGUUGUUAUGUCAAGAAUUUGUUAACGUAAGGACACCAUAUAAGUUGAUUGAGAGAUUAGUCUGUCUAGUAAUGACUCUUUCUGUUUCUACCGCUACAACAGAGAGAGUCUUUUCAGUCAUGAAACUCAUUAAGAAUCGACUUCGAAGUAAAAUGACUGAUGAUUUUCUUGUAGAUUUAAUGACAGUGCAUAUUGAGAGAGAAAUUUUUGAUACUAUUGAUUCAAAUUCAGUUAUCGAUGAGUUUUACGCUUCAGGUUGAUACCAGAGAAGGUCUUGCUGCGAUCUCAUCCAGGAUAACAGAAACAUAUGCUAUGUGUGGAGCCUGCUUAAUGAUCUUUCCUACAGCUUGGCUUGCAAACCCUUCCAGUUACGUGUUUCAGAGAAAACUUGUGUAUGGUAACUCGAGCCCAUCACUCGUUAGCAUCAAGUUCGUAAUCCUCAUAUCAUGUUUCCUCCCGGCCUUGGGAUUCUUUGCUUAUUCAGCAAAGCAAUUCAAGGAAACGCUCUAUCUAAUAGGCUCAAAUGACGAAAGAGCUAAUGAGGCCGGGGCAAUCAGGGCUUUUAUAAGGGGUACUACUUUCUUCUCGCUUGGGAUCAGAUGUCUACUAUGUGCUGGCCCUUCGCUACUAUGGUUUUUUGGCCCUAUCCCCAUGUUUGUGUCCUCUGUUGCUUUAGUCAUGAUAUCCCUCCAUGUCGCUGGCAAUCGUGCCAGUCCACAAUUGCAUGUUCCUCCUGAGAAUACGGAUGAAAGUCACGGAGACAAUUCCAAUGUUACAAAGGAAGAAGCAUGUGGUCACCCUAGUAUUGAUAUAGAGAUGCCCCCUCCUGGUGUUUAGUAGAGUAAAAUUGUGUUAGAAUUUACACAACAGAUUAGCAUACGUUGCUAGGUCGAUGAGUCUCCUGUGAUUGUCCAAGACGUACUCUACGAAGCUAGAUCAAGGUGUUACCUCAUUGCAUGAUUCUAAUAUUAAUAUAAUAAGUUGGGCGUGGGGAUGAGUCUCCCAGCUUGGUUGCGUUCCAAACCCCUUCAAAAAAAAAAAAAAAUCUCAGAAUAGGACAUGUAAACACAUAUAUGUAAUUUGCAUAUUAGGAGCGUUGUUACCGUUGUAGUAGCAUCCUAAAUUAGGAUUGCAACAAUAUAUCUAUCAUAAUAUCUGUAA